UGACAUCACCAGAAACGUGUUAAAAUGUUAUUGUCAGAGGUUUCUUAAUCUUUUCUCGUUGCUACUUUGCGCAUUUGGACACGUUGGUAAUCCACUACUGUGAAUGAAGGUAAACAUGAUGGCAGCGAAAGGGGUGUGAAGUGCGGACUUGGCUUGAGACCAGCAACAGAUAGGCUACUUUCUGCUGGCUUCAGUCACACACGUCCCCGGUGAAAUGCAUCAAUGUUACCAACUGCGAUUUCCUCCGAUCAUCCUAACUGCGUUCGUCGUGAAAAAAAGAAGUCCAAACCGGAGUGAUGCCAAAUGACUGAAGCUUUUCCGACGCAUUUGAAGAGCAAACGUAGACUUUCCCUUUCAUGAAGUGCGCUGUCCAUGGAAUGCAGUGAGCGUUAGAUUACCAGAUUUCGCACCCGAGGCAAUUCCACCUAUACGUCUUCGCCGAAAACCUACGAGGAAUGCUGGGGGCUCUGAAAUCAAGAUUGUUUGGUGUACUUUCUUUGCCAGUUCUUAUAACGUUUGUUUGUUGCGCGCAAAGCGCAAACGAGCCGGGCAAUAUGUCAUUUGUGAAAGAGACAGUGGACAGACUACUCAAGGGGUAUGACAUCCGCCUUCGACCAGACUUCGGUGGUGCCCCGGUUGCUGUUGGAAUGAGCAUAGAUGUGGCGAGCAUAGACAUGGUGUCCGAGGUCAACAUGGACUACACGUUGACCAUGUACUUCCAACAGUACUGGAGGGACAAGAGGCUGGCCUACAUGGGGAUCCCCCUCAACCUGACGCUGGACAACCGCGUGGCUGACCAGCUCUGGGUGCCAGACACCUACUUCCUGAACGACAAGAAGUCCUUUGUGCACGGGGUGACGGUGAAGAACCGCAUGAUACGACUUCAUCCGGAUGGGACGGUGCUGUAUGGCCUAAGGAUCACCACGACGGCAGCGUGCAUGAUGGACCUGAGGAGGUACCCGCUGGACGAGCAGAACUGCACGCUGGAGAUAGAGAGCUAUGGUUACACCACAGAUGACAUUGAGUUCUACUGGAAAGGAGGAGACAACGCUGUGACUGGAGUUCAACGUAUCGAGCUGCCUCAGUUCUCUAUAGUGGACUACAAGCUGGUCUCUAGGAAUGUUGUCUUUUCCACAGGUGCCUACCCACGUCUAUCUCUGAGUUUUAAACUCAAACGAAAUAUCGGAUACUUCAUCCUCCAGACGUACAUGCCCUCGAUUCUCAUCACCAUCCUCUCCUGGGUGUCCUUCUGGAUCAACUAUGACGCUUCAGCUGCACGAGUAGCAUUGGGGAUUACGACUGUACUCACCAUGACUACCAUCAACACCCAUCUGCGCGAGACGCUCCCAAAGAUCCCCUACGUCAAGGCCAUCGACAUGUACCUGAUGGGCUGCUUCGUCUUCGUCUUCCUCGCCCUGCUGGAGUACGCCUUCGUCAACUACAUCUUCUUCGGCCGCGGCCCUCAGAUGCAGAAGAGGAUGGCCGAGAAGGCGGAGAAAGCCAACAACGAGCGCGCCAAAAUCGAGGCCAACAGGCCUGGCGCAGAGGGCGGUAAAACAGGCAAACAGUCCAAUCAGGUGCAAGGAAAACGGAUGACACGAGCGGCUGAAUCCCAUGGCAACAUCUUGCUAACCACCCUGGAGAUCCACAACGAGGUGGCAGGCAAUGAGGUCACCACGAGUCUGGCGGACGCGCGGAACUCGGUCACGUUCGAGACGUCGGGGAUCCAGUACCGGAAGCAGAGCGCGGCGGGGCGGGAGCACCGUGCGCCGGCCAAACGUGGCCGCCUCCGACGCCGCUCCUCGCAGCUCAAGAUCAAAAUCCCCGACCUGACGGACGUGAACACCAUCGACCGAUGGUCGCGCAUGAUAUUCCCCGGCGCUUUCUCCCUCUUCAAUCUCAUCUAUUGGCUUUAUUAUGUCAAUUAGAUCAAGGCGAGGGGUUGAAAGAUUGACUUAUUGUUUUUUUUGUUGUUUUUGAGAUUUUGUUUUAAUCAUUUGUUGUUGUUUUUUUUUUACUUUGCAUUUUUUUGCAAUUGAAUUGGACUUUUCUUGCUGAACAUGGACAAGGUUGUUGGUCCGCUCUGAGAACAUUUUUCUACAUGCAGGAGUUGACAAUUGGAGGACUGUUGACACCAGGAUUUCACAAAACCAGAUGGGCAUAUAUUUAAGCCAAGUUUGUGUUUUUUUCCCUAUAAAUGUUUCCGUUCUACCAAUUCUGAGUGGAGGAGUGAAAGAAUAUAUUCAGGAUCUUUUUUGAAGGGUAAAGUAAACACUAAAUGAUUGCCCAUGAGCAAUGUAAUGUAAGAAUGCAAUAUACUGUAUCUCAGUGAAAGUCUCACAAACACCACCAUAAUGACACCAGUUUUUAAAAUUGUGUGUUUGUGAAUGUACGGGUGUGUGUGUGUGUGUGUGUGUGUAUGUGUGUGUGUGUGUGUUAAAGUGUGGACACGAGUGUGUGUGUGUGUGUGUGUGGGUGGAUGUGUGUGUGUGUGUGGAUCCAUGUGGUAUUGCCCUUUCUCGUUUGUCCAUCAAAACUUCAAAACCAUAUAGUAAUAUCUCAUGUUGUUUUUUGCCUUUGGUGUGCAUGAGUUUUUAAAGUGCAAAUAUCGGCCACUGUACUGUUAAGUGGCACUGUAUAGGCAGUCUUUUAUUCUUUGAUAUGCAUUCACGACACUGAUGAUGCAAGUGAAUGCAAUUUUAUGAGUAUGUGUGCAAACUCUGAGGGGAGACUGUGAAUGAGUAUAUUUUAUGUUUUCAAAGAUUUUUUCCUGGAAUGUAAUGGAAAUGUUAUUGCAAUUAAUAUAACCAUUACAAUUAUAGAUUUGUAAAGGACACAAAAUCAUGUGUUAUUGUGUGAUAAAAUAUGUAUGGCUGAUUGACCUCUGUAAUGACAUCUCAGGACCUGGAUAAUUGUGUAUUGAUGUAUAUUUGAUGUCCCUUCCGUCAUUAAAAGCCGGAUCCAUUGA
This is a messenger RNA of Sardina pilchardus (European sardine), 2968 nucleotides long. RefSeq names its product gamma-aminobutyric acid receptor subunit beta-3-like. NCBI's taxonomy places the organism in Eukaryota, Metazoa, Chordata, Actinopteri, Clupeiformes, Clupeidae. The coding region runs from base 456 to 1928 and encodes 490 amino acids. Gene Ontology annotation, biological process: chloride transmembrane transport; nervous system process; signal transduction. The record is from RefSeq and is a predicted model, not a curated record. Gene Ontology annotation, cellular component: neuron projection; synapse; GABA-A receptor complex. The transcript has 10 exons. Gene Ontology annotation, molecular function: chloride channel activity; neurotransmitter receptor activity; GABA-A receptor activity.